AUGUCUCAGAAACAAGCAUCAACUAGUUUAGAAUGGAUCAAUCCUUUAAGAACUGGAAGAGGCCUACCUAAACAGAACCUACAAAUUGAAAAAUCCUACUCUUAUCAAAUAUUGGAUAAGCCUGGAACUGUCAGUCCAGUAGAACCUGCUACUAAAAGUGCCACUGGAGAGAAAAAGGGAGUAUUAACAGAGGAGGAUAGAAUAAGAGGAAAUCUAGUCACUUUGGCAGAAAUAAUGGAAUUCAGGAAUUGUGUGGACUAUUGUGGUUUGAUUGAACUUCCUCACCAGCGCAAUAGGUACACAUGGAAUGACAAACACUCUGAACAGAAAAUAUUUUCCAAGAUAGAUUGGGCUUUCAUCAAUGAUAAAUGGCUUGGCAUAAUGCCAACCUAUCAAGCCAAGUUCUUACCUGAAGGAAUAAGUGAUCAUUGCCCCAUGCAGUUAACUUUAGAAGGUAUUAAGACAAGAAAAAAGAAAUCAUUUCAAUACUGCAAUGUAUGGGAUCAACAUCCUUUGUUUGAUGCCACUAUCAAGGCUGGGUGGGAGGUGCAGAUUGAAUGGUGCAAAAUAUUGAGAGUUGUUAAGAGAUUGAGGUUGCUAAAGAAAGGACUGAAGCAAUUAAACUCUAAGUACUUCAAGGACUUGGUAAAUGAAGUAGAUGAUAGCAGGGAGGAAUUAAGGAGAGUUCAGGAGAAGAUGCAAGCAAAUCCACUAGAUAAGGGCAUGCAGAAGAAGGAAAGAGAGGUGUAUCAACAGUUUAGAAGGAUUUCAUAUAUGGCAGAAAUAUACUUACAACAGAAAAGUAAAGCUAAUUGGAUAAGAUUGGGAGAUGAUAAUACAAUGUAUUUUUAUGCCGUGAUUAAACAUAGGAGAAUGAAAUUAGCUACAACACAGAUAAGGGAAAAACAAGGGAAAUGGCAGAGUGAUCCAGAUGACAUAGCUCAGGUGUUUGUUGAGUAUUAUGAGAACUUAUUGGGACAUACUAUUAAUGCAAGAGUUAAGAGCUAUCAGCAGCUUUGUGAAAAGAGGGCCGGUUUUAUCCUUAGAACAAUAGCAUGGGGUAUUGUAGGAGCAGACAUCACAAAAGUAGUUCUGGAGUUCUUUGAUAAUGGUAAGCUCCUGAAAUAA
Molecule: messenger RNA, 1128 nt
Organism: Nicotiana tabacum (common tobacco)
Lineage: Eukaryota; Viridiplantae; Streptophyta; Magnoliopsida; Solanales; Solanaceae
Source: RefSeq, a predicted model, not a curated record